UAAAAAAUAACGGAGAUGAAUCUUCUUGAUUUACCUAAAGAAUGCAUCGCCGCCGUGAUUUCUUUCACCAGCCCUCACGACGCCUGCCGUAUCUCCGCCGUCUCCAAGUUACUUAAAUCCGCCGCCGAUUCCGACCCCGCGUGGGAGAGGUUUCUUCACGAAGAGCAUCGUCUGUUUAUUGAUCGUUCUUCUUCGUCUAGGUUUUCCAAGAAGCAGCUUUUCCUCCAUUCCCCUCUUCUCAUCGACGAUGGCAGAAUGAGCUUUUGGAUGGAAAAGAGAAGCGGGAAGAAAUGUUUCAUGUUGUCUGCGAGGAAACUAGAGAUCACUUGGGCUGAUUCUCCUGAUAUCUGGUCAUGGAUUUCGAUUCCGGACUCAAGGUUUGAGGAAGUUGCAGCGCUUGGAAUGAUAUGUUCGUUGGAAAUCCGAGGCAAAAUAAGCACAUCACUUCUCUCCAAAGGCACCAGUUAUGAAGCUUACCUUCUUUUCAAGGAAAAAGAAACGGGAGCAUUUGGAUUUCAGAAUCAGCCUGUGAAGACGAGCUUUGGAUCCACAAGAAACAGCUUGCUUCCUAAUAAUAGACAAGAGUGUCUUGUGCAUACAUACAAGAGUCCUCGUCCUCCUAGGGAAGAUGGCUGGUUGGAGAUUAAGCUUGGUGAGUAUUAUGUCGGUUUUGACGAGGAGGAGGAGGAGCUCGAAAUGUCAAUGUUGGAGAUAAGUUAUUGUGAUUGGAAAGGCGGAAUCAUUGUUCAAGGGAUCGAGAUUAGGCCAAAAGCAGAAAUCUUUUGAUUCAGUGACUCCACUCGCAAGUGAAUUCUAGUUUGUUGUGUGAUUAAAAAACAAAUAAUUGAAACGUCUAAGCUAUGCAAUGCAAGGACAUGUACAUUUUUCUUUCACGUCGUGGUGUGUGUUUAAUCAUGAUCUUGGUUUGUAA
This is a messenger RNA of Eutrema salsugineum, 931 nucleotides long. Its product is annotated as putative F-box protein PP2-B12. Gene Ontology annotation, molecular function: protein binding. The coding region runs from base 16 to 786 and encodes 256 amino acids. The transcript has 3 exons. Lineage: Eukaryota; Viridiplantae; Streptophyta; Magnoliopsida; Brassicales; Brassicaceae. The record is from RefSeq and is a predicted model, not a curated record.